Molecule: messenger RNA, 3183 nt
Organism: Orbicella faveolata
Lineage: Eukaryota; Metazoa; Cnidaria; Anthozoa; Scleractinia; Merulinidae
Source: RefSeq, a predicted model, not a curated record
UCAUAAAUAGGGUAAGGGUUUUGGGAAGUGGGCCGCACACCCCUGCCCAACUUUUCUGGAAGUACCCCCGGGAUGUAUUACAGGUCUACUCGGGUUUGUAAUACAUGUAGUUGCUUUAUGGCUGCAUUUUAGUUUGAAACUUAAGCCGCAGCGUCACAUGUUGGACGAAAGCUUAUUAAUUCUAGAGCAUUGAGUUCUUGUUGCUGUUGUUGCCAGCCGGGCGACAUUAUUGGACUCAUAAAAUUGGAUUUUACAAUAAAACCGAAUUAUCAAUGUUUAACUAAGGAAGCAUAUGAAGCAUACGUUGCGUUGUCAACAAGAAUCUGGACCUAAUUUUAAAAUUGCCAAGAAAUCAAAUUUCCUGCCUGCAACCCAAGUCCAUUUUGAUAAUUCAGUGGUGCAAUUCAUAGCAUCGUAACAAACUUCAGUCGAAAUUAUGAAAUGGAAGGUAGUUGCAAGCCAUUAUUUAAGAUGGUUUUAAUGAAAAUAUCGCUAUUCACGCUAGUUCCUUAUCCACACCAAUCCACCAUCCAUACCAGUCCUUAUGUUUCGGUCCGGAUCAUUUGCGGUCCAAUUUGAGGAUCAUUUGUGGUCCAAUUUGGGGAUCCUUUGCGGUCCGGGAUCAUUUGUGGUCCAGGGAUCAUUUGCGUAUCCGUACAGAGCUGCUAUCGUUCUGCAAAACUUAAAACAUUGAAUAACAGGAUACCGAGGUUACUGUAAAUGAAACUCUUCCAAAACUGUGGGGAUGCAAAUUAAGUCGUAAGUAGUUUAAGAAUGUUGGCAGCCACUCAUCGGAAGGAUCGAUCGACUCCUUGCGCUCGGCUAAUGUCACAUUUUCGCUCAGGUUGUUUUGGUAUAUUAUUUACAGAAUGCACAUCACGAGAAUUACGAUCUUGGUUGUGAUGCUGUUCGUAUCGGUGGAAAGAUCUUCAUCUUCACCAGUACAGGUAAACAAAACCAAAGUCCUCAUCCUUGGCGCUGGACUCUCAGGAAUCAAAGCAGCAAAGACACUGCUGGACAAAGGCAUCACUGACUUUCUGAUUCUUGAAGGACAGAAUUACACUGGAGGCAGAAUACAUGCUGUGCCAUUUGCGGGUUUAAAAAUCGAGGCAGGAGCGAACUGGAUUCAGUUCACAAACGUCGAAGAUACAGCGCCGUUCGUGAAGCUGAAAGACGAGAAAAAGUUGAAUGGUAUUCUUUCUAAUUACUCUGACUUUCUCGUGAGAGACGAAGAAGGCAAUGAUAUCACUGAUUUUUCAGUUUAUGACGAAUAUCUUGACAAAGUAGACAGACACGUUGAAGAAUACCUGGAAGCAAGGAAAGAAACAGAAUUGCCAGAUAUUCCAGCUCGUGUUGGUCUCCAGUUAAUGGGAUGCAAAACUGAAAAACAACCGAUCAGGAAAGUAGUUGAAUACUUCAACUUUGAUUUCGAGUAUGGAAAGCGCCCAGAACUGACGUCUUUCUUCCAGCUGUCUGAGGGAGGAGAUGAAUUCUUUGUCUCUGACCAGCGCGGGUUUUGGUCAAUGUUUGAAGAUAUCUAUCAACCCUUGACCGACCGAAUUUUAUUGGGCAUAACCGUGACAGAAAUCAAGUAUUCUGACACAUCAUUUGAAGUUACCACAUCCAAUGGCGACAAAGUUAUCGCAGAUUACGCUCUGUGUACAUUCAGUACUGGAGUGCGACAUAGUGACUUUUAACCCACCCCUCCCUGAAUGGAAAAAGGAAGUGAUCUUUAAAAACCCGUUGACGGUUUACACGAAAAUCUUCCUGAAAUUUCCAAGCAAAUUCUGGGACGAUCACGAAUAUAUCCUGUACGCCUCUGAAGUGCGCGGUCGUUUUCCCGUGUUCCAAGACUAGGAAAGACCAGGCAUUUUACCAAAUGGAAGCAACAUUUUAUUGGUCACUGUGACGGAGGACGACGGGAGAAGGAUUUAACGACAAGCAUACAAUGAAACCAAGGCAGAGGUCAUGAAAAUGCUUAGAGAGAUUUACGGACAGGGGAUUCCUGAUGCAACAGGUAAGGAUAAGCAACUUUAACUUUAAUAUUGGGCAGCAAGAACCUCCUUUACUUGCACCCUUUUGGUAGUAGUUACAUUUCAAGGGAAGAAUUGUGUGGAAUAAAAAACAAUGGAGGCAGAAAAAUUUAUUAGCUGCUACAAAUAAGAGAGGUACAGUGUCCGAGGUAGAAUUAAGGCGUUAACCUGGCUACUACCAAACAAGUAAAGGCUUGUCUCAGAUUUGCGCGAAGCCACGCACAGCUGUUUCAGUCUAUACGCAUCGCACUCUCAAAAAUGCGCUGGGUGUCGCGCUGGGGGUAGGGGGAGUGGUCAUUUUGAAAUGCAUGGUAUUACGGAAUUAUAUAUUUGUCAUUUUUCACGAUAUGCGUUUCGGAAAAAUCUCUGAAGAAAUUUAAUUUAGUCGGUGAAGUCAUCAUCCAGCCGCGACUCACAACUUUUCCAGGGUAUUUGUGUUGUUCUUAACAUAGCGGUUUUCACUUGAUAUUCGCAUUUGCUCUGCUUUUCAUUACUUCGUUACGCGAUUGCCUUAAAAAACAAAAACUCGCGCCAUUUACUCGAUCAGAAGUGAAACGAAAACCAAUCGUGACUCGCUCGCAUACGUUUUCCCGCGCUUCGCGUCACCUACAUGUAUUUUCAUGGAAUUUUGAUUGGUUAAGUGCGUUGGUUGUCUGCUUCCCUUGUGAUUAACCAGAAUGAUUACUUUCGUUUCCGUACUCAUCCGCUUCGUUUAGAUACUCAUCCACUCUAUCCAGCAUCUCUACAGCCUGCGAGAUCGAGCAUCCGGUUUUUUCGGUUCUUGUUUGGUGCGGUGCCGAGAAAGAUCGAUUUCCGUGACGUUAAAACUUUUGUUUUAUUGUUGACCAAUAAAAUUCAUCGAUAGAAUGUGACACUCAGACGAGAACCGGCGACAAUUUUGCGUGAAAUGGGAUUGAUAGACCUACACGACUCUUGCGGUUCAUUUAAACAUUUGCCGUUAUCUUUGGGGUUUCGGUCUCUCGAUCUUUGUUUGCUUUACACGUGUUCCUGAAGGGCACUUUACGCUGUUCUUUUAGGAGGAAUGUUAAGUAGAGUGGAGUCGUUAGACUGUACCAUGGCAAAUUCUUUGGAAACCACACGAAAAGUCGAGGAGGCUUGUCGUUUCAAUUAGUAUAGGUAAUCAUACAGU